AUGAGAGGGAAGCAGAGGAGAUCCAUCACCACCAGUGCCGGCCUUGACUAUAGGUGGGGUAGGCGAUCGCCAAAAGCCCUACUUUGGUCGGCCUUGAUCACCACCAAGAUCUUCCAAGGCCUCCGCAGGCACAGUGGCUACCACCUGUCUCCUCGUGCUGAUAGCAACCAAGUUCUCUGUCAUCUUGCCCAAGAAGCUGGAUGGGUCGUCGAGCCUGAUGGCAUCACUUACCGCUAUGCAACCACCACUAAUACCACCAGCAGCGGAAUUAAUGUUUGUCCUCUUCGUGCUCGAGGAAGAAAACGGACUACGAUAAUGCCAACCAGCAGCUUCGUGGGAGCCAAUGCUGGAAUUGGUGCUGUCGCCUAUGGUGAUGGAGGUGAAUGUCUGACAGUGGCCUCCCCUCGCCACAUCACAACCAAAGGUCCCACCGCACUCAACCACUCCUCCAUUAGCCUAACCUUUUGCGGUGGAUUUAGCUCAUGUAGUACUACUAUUGCUACAAUUGCUAGUUCUUCUUCUUGUCCAUUGCAUUCACUACUAAAGAACAAAGCUUCAAGCAUGGAUUUCCGGUUCCUAAAGCCUCAAUAUCUGUUGCUAAUAAUCUUCACCAAUGGAAUAUUUGCAAUCACAAAUCCGUUGAUAAUUUGA
Olea europaea var. sylvestris is the source of this 651-nucleotide messenger RNA. RefSeq names its product protein BZR1 homolog 1-like. The transcript has 3 exons. Lineage: Eukaryota; Viridiplantae; Streptophyta; Magnoliopsida; Lamiales; Oleaceae. Gene Ontology annotation, molecular function: DNA-binding transcription factor activity. Bases 1 to 651 code for a protein of 216 amino acids. The record is from RefSeq and is a predicted model, not a curated record. Gene Ontology annotation, biological process: DNA-templated transcription; brassinosteroid mediated signaling pathway.